Messenger RNA from Rubroshorea leprosula, 1867 nucleotides. The record is from the annotation of a GenBank genome assembly. NCBI's taxonomy places the organism in Eukaryota, Viridiplantae, Streptophyta, Magnoliopsida, Malvales, Dipterocarpaceae.
GAUUUUGUUAAAAUUAGUAAAGUAAUUUUCUAGAAGGGUUACUGUUCAUGAAUAGCUCUUCAUCUUUCAGUUAUUGUGUCUUUGGUUGCACUAAGAUUUGUUUACAUGGUAUCAGAGCUAGAGAGAUAAGCAAUUGCUCUGUGACAAGAUCUCUUGUGAAGGAAAUCAGCCGGUGUUCCAAAAUGGAUUCAAGUGGUCGUGUUGUUGGACUUGCAAAUAAUGAAGAAAAUGCUGAGGCCUUUAAGCAAUGGAGGCAAAGGAAUGCUAAGGCAGAAUUUGCCUUGAAGAGGUCUAUUUCUCAUGGAAUGUUUGAGCACAUAAUUCGUUGCAAAUCUGCCAAUGAAAUUUGGCAAACACUAGACAGGUUAUUCAACAAGAAAGAUGUGGCUCGGCUGCAGUUCUUGGAGAAUCAACUAUCUAAUGCCUGUCAAGGGGACCUCUCUAUGGCUCAAUUCUUUCUGAAAAUUAAAAAUUUAUGUUCAGAAAUUUCAAUUUUGGAUCCAGACGAGCCUAUCUCUGAAGCUCGUAUGAAGCGGCAUAUUGUUCGCGGGUUAAAGCCAGAGUACAUUCCUUAUGUCACCUCAAUUCAAGGGUGGGCUCAACAACCAUCCUUGGAAGAGUUUGAAAAUCUCUUGUCCUCACAAGAGUCUUUGGCCAAGCAAAUGGCAGGAUUAUCUGUGACUUAUCAAGGUGGUGGUGUUGACAAUAAAAAUGUUCUUAUAGCUGAGAAAGGGAAAAUCUUCAACUCAAAAGAAAAGAAAGAUAGUGCAGAAUAUGGAGUUGGUGCCUCUUAUUCUUCAAAUUUCAAGAAGAAAAUCUUCAGAUGCUAUCGGUGUGGUAAACUUGGACAUGUGAAGAAAAAUUGUCGUGUCAAGCUGAUGCAAGGAAAUUGGGUUGAAGCUGAAGGUGGUGAUAAACAAGGUUCUUCUCAAAGCAAUGAAGAAGACUGGGGAAAGUGUUUCAUGGCCAAAAUUGCAUCCAAUUCUACUUCAAUUGAUUUUAAGAAUGAUUGGAUCAUAGAUUCUGGUUGUGGUCAUCAUGUGACUGGUGAUGCUUCCAAGUUCUCAAGUCUCCAUCUUCAUAAAGGCAAAGAUGCAGUUAUCACAGCUGACAACACGGUUCACUCUGUGGAAAAAGAAGGGACAGUUAUUCUCGGUGGAUGCAAGGAAAAUUCCAUUACACUCACUAAUGUGUAUCAUGUCCCAGGUAUGACAAAAAAUCUUUUCUCAGUUACAAAUGCUGUGGACUCUGGGAAUUAUGUUUUAUUUGGCCCUAAUGAUGUGAAAUUUCUUCGAAAUAUUGAAGAAUUAAAAGCUGAUGUUGUUCAUGUUGGUAAAAGAACUGAUGAUGUGUAUGUUUUAUCAAUCUCAACAUCCUUUGUUGAGAAGCUAAGUGGCCAUGACAAUGCUUCUAUAUGGCAUGCUCGUCUUGGGCAUCUUAACAUGAAUAAAUUGAGAGUUAUGGUGCAGAAAGAAUUAGUCAAAGGGCUGCCAAACCUAACCAGUUUUGGUGAUGGUGGAAGUUGUGAAGGUUGUCAAUAUGGCAAGGCUUAUAGGCUUCCAUUUGAGAAGUCUUUUUCUAGGUGCAAAGCUCCAUUGGAUUGCAUUCAUAGUGACUUGUUUGGGCCAACUCCCACUCCUUCUUAUUCUGGUUUUCGCUAUAUGUUGAUAUUUGUUGAUGAUUUUACAAGAUUCACUUGGGUUUAUUUUGUGAAGGAGAAAUCAGAAGUUUUCCUCAAAUUUCAAGAGUUCAAGGAAACUAUUGAACGAGCUCUUGGAAGGAAAAUCAAACGGCUUCGAACUGACAAUGGAGCAAAAUGGAGUGGCGGAGAGGAAAAUUAGACAUCUUGCGGAAACUUGUAGAAGCU